AUGAAAAUAGAGUUUUAACUAUUAAAUCUAAAAUCAAAUAUUGUUUCUAUGAAAAACAUUUCAAUAUAAUAAGAUGAAAAUUAAUUAAUUUAAUACUUUUAAAAAAUGGAAUCUAUAACAAUCUAUGAAAUUUAGAAAAUAACAUAUGAUAAUGCCAUUAUUAAUUUAUAAGGAUGCAAUUUAAGAAUUAAAAAUUUUUAAUUUUAAGGAAUUUUAUUGUCUUCAAUAAUAAAAGUUUUAGAUUCAUACACUAUUUAACUGGAAAAUCUACAUAUUGUUGAGGUUUAGUUAUUUUAUCCAAUUAACAUUAUUCAUAUUGGAUAAACAACAUCCAUGUAAUUUAACGCUGUUUUAUAUAAUAUUGAGAUAAUGAAUUUAGUUUCAUUUGAUUUUAAUAAAAUUAAGACUAAUUUAAUUGAAUAUUCCAAAAUAGUAUUAGAAUAAAAAAGUUGUAAUAUCAAUCUUUAAUUAUUAAAUUAAGAUUUAAAUGCACCCAUAAAAAUUGCAUGGAUAUUUGAACAAAUUUUGCUUUUAUCAAGUUAAAAAGGGACUUUAAUCUAUAUUUUAAGUACGAAUUCUCAAAAUAGAAUAAAAUUAAUUUAGAUAUUAAUAUCAAAUAAUAAUUGUUUAGAAUGUUAGAAUGGAAUAAUUUAAUUUGAUAUAAAAUAAUAUUUAUCAAUAUUUAUCCAAGAAUUAUAUUGUCUCAAGAAUAAUAUAUCAAAUUAUGGAUGUGUAUAUGCUAAAGCAGAAAAUUAAUAAGAAUCAUAAAUGGUAAUUAAGAAUUCUAUAUUUAACAUGAAUAGGGGUAUUAUAGGCUCUGCAAUUAUGGCUGAAAAUGUAAGAAUUACUCUUGUCAAUUUGAAAUUAUUAAAUAAUAUUGCAACCUCCCAAGGAGGAGCUUUGUAUUUAUCAAUUAAUAAUAAUUAAUUUAAAAUAAUUCAAACAAUUAUUUAUAAUAACAAAGCAGAAUAAGGAGGAGGAAUUUACUUAUAAGGUAAUGGUAAAUUAAAUAAAGACAAUUUUAUAAAAUCAUGGAUGAAACUAAAUUCAGCAUAUCUUUUACCUAAUAAUCUUUAAGAAAUGCCUACUCAUUUAUCUUUAUCAAUUAAUAAUUUUGAAAUGAAAACUAUUUAGAAAAAGAUAAAUAAUAAAACAUCAAAUAGUUUGUUAUUAUAACCUUAUUUUGUAAUGGAAUAAGGAAAGGUAAAAUUAACGAAAUUAUUAAUGUUACCAAGCAAUUAAGAAAUUAGUAAUUAUUAAAUAUAUAAUCCAUCAUUACUUAAAUCUGAGAAAUAUUUAGAAGAAUUUUCAAUAUCUUAUAAAAAUAAUCUUAAUGAAAUAUUACCUAAUUUUUCUAAUUCCACAUGUGAAAUUUUUAUGUAAACAUUAAUAAAUGAUACUCUAAUUGAUUCGACAAAUAUUGCAAAUAUUGAAUAU
Molecule: messenger RNA, 1437 nt
Organism: Paramecium primaurelia
Lineage: Eukaryota; Ciliophora; Oligohymenophorea; Peniculida; Parameciidae
Source: the annotation of a GenBank genome assembly